Molecule: messenger RNA, 678 nt
Organism: Microstroma glucosiphilum
Lineage: Eukaryota; Fungi; Basidiomycota; Exobasidiomycetes; Microstromatales; Microstromataceae
Exons: 2
Coding region: 1-678 (225 amino acids)
Molecular function (GO): fatty acyl-CoA hydrolase activity
Source: RefSeq, a predicted model, not a curated record
AUGGCUGCCACUCAGGAGUCUGCCACGAGCAGCGCAAGCGACUUCUACGAUGCAGUCGAAGAGGUACUCGCAUGUAUCCUCGCCAAUUCACCCAUCUACAAGCACCUCUUCGGCCCCGCAGAGGCGUCAUGUCUACAGCUCGUACGAGGGCCAGAAGGAUCGAGCGGGCCCUCUAUCCCGGGGGAUCUGACCUUCAAGUUCGUCUCUCCCAAGAGCGAAGAAGGGGGAGAGGGAGAGGCAGCUGAAGGUGACACGCUUCAAUCGCACCACCUUAAUUCGCACAAGAUUCUCCACGGAUCCGUCUCUUGCACUCUUGUAGACUUGAUAUCAGGGGUGUGCAUCGCCUCCCUCGGCACUACCAACGCAUCCUUCAAUGCCCCUCCACCAACUCUACCUUCCCUACCUCCUACCACCUCCUCCUCCCCUCUCACUCAACCAGUCUAUCCCCCACGCGCCUCAAUUCUCUCUGCUCCACGCGGUCUCUCGACGGACAUGUCUGUCCAAUUCACCUCUUCUGCCAAGAUGGGCGAGGAGGUGUGGGUGAGGACCUGGGUCAAGAAAAAGGGAAGACACCUCGUUUGGGUGGGGGUGCAGGUUUGGGCCAGAGCUGCAGGGCAAGGAGAGAGGGGAGAAGCAAAGUUGGUGGUGGAGGGUUCGCAUACGAAGUACAUCAAGUGA